Molecule: messenger RNA, 5130 nt
Organism: Cordyceps fumosorosea ARSEF 2679
Lineage: Eukaryota; Fungi; Ascomycota; Sordariomycetes; Hypocreales; Cordycipitaceae
Product: Rho guanyl nucleotide exchange factor
Exons: 1
Coding region: 1-5130 (1709 amino acids)
Molecular function (GO): guanyl-nucleotide exchange factor activity
Source: RefSeq, a predicted model, not a curated record
AUGUCCUUUCGCGGCGACGACCAGCGUCGCUACGGCUCCGUUCCGCCCGUUCAGUAUCCCGUCUCGGUACCCUACUCCGCGCAGCAACAGCAACAUCAGCUACCGCAACAGCAUCAACAACAGCAGCAGCAGCAGGACCUUGGCCGCCGGCCCAGCUUCAACACGGGCGACGACAGGAACACGAGUGCCUACUACUCCCACCACGCUGCCGCUGCCGCCAUUGAGAGAAACGGGCCCAACUUUGCUCAUGCCGCCGCCCCGGCCGGCGCCGACGAGCUCUUCCUCACCAGCCCCUCCACUACCGCCUCGUCCGCGACCAGCCCACUCGCCGGCUUCCAGCAUCGCUUUCAGGAUGCUGUGCCCCAGUCGCAUGCUGCCCCAGCCUCCUCCUACAACCCGCAGACCUUUGUCGCCAACGAUGGUACCGCCGGCUCUGGCGCCUUCUCCCGCUCCCAGUCCACCAACUCUGGCUCCUACUACUCGCACGCGGCGACCUCAACCGCGGCCGUCUACGGUGGCACGUCCCCGCCGACCUCGUAUACGCCCCAGUCCUAUAACCCUGCCGCCUACGCCGCCCAGGCUGCCAAUUCCCCCCAACGACAGCCCACUUACCAUGGCUACAGCAACUACGAUAAUAACCCGAGUACCUACGGCCAGUCGCCCGCUGCAACCUAUUCACCCUCCUUUUCUCAGGCAACCCAGUCACCCGGCUUCUCCUCUGGCUACCAGUAUUCAACCCAGACCUCGACUGCGUCCUACACGUCAUCCCAGAUUCCCACCCCGACCUACGAUCCCUCUCAUUACUCAUCAUCAUAUCAGUAUCCUACAAAUGGCGCAGACCACCAAGAUACGCAGUACGCCGCCACGGCUGCGCCAUAUCCAACCGCAUCGCAGAUUCCCGUCGGUCCCGCCUACGCCUCCAACGACCAAUCAUUAUACAACAGCCAGCCCGUGAGGCCCGGCUCCCAGUCCUCCCAGGGCGGUGCCGGGUCAUAUGUCCAGCCCCUCGGCUCUCCCGGCCUACGCCGCCAUCCCACCAACGCUCCGCUUCCCAGUCGACCUGGCGAAUCCACCUGGAAUUCAACGGCGCCGGCAGACAGGAACAGCGGCGAGCAGCGUAUCACAACCGAUAGCAUCCUCCAGGAGAUCGAGAAUACCUUUGGCGAGUCCACGAUAUCCGGCCGUUCACGACCCGCGCCCAUCGAUGGUCGCACAGCCGAAGAUCAAGCGCGCAUGUUUCGCCAAUUCAAUUCUAAUCCCACCACACCUGGGCUCCCUGACGAGAGACGCUCAUCGAAUCAGUCAUAUUCCAACGAUCUCGAUGACGAUGAGGCCGCCGCCGGUGCUAUUGCUCUACAACAGGCAAACUCGAGCAUGAAUGAGCCUCACUACUCGAGCGGCUUCGCCUACGCCGAUAUGCCCGCCAUGCCUGACGAACACAACCUUCCGUCUCACCCUGAAGAGCAAGAUUAUAGUAGCGAUGAGAGUGACUUUGCGAAUGUUGACUUGGCUGGACUGUCAGGUGGAUAUGCUGGCAACCUGCCCUACGGCAACAUCGACGCACCGCUACCGCCGCGCUCGUCGUCCAGCCAAAGACCGCUGCCGACGCCGAGCUACUUUGGCAAUCUCGGGAUGGGUGGUCUGCAGCUUCCCACGCGCCGAAGCUUUGACUCUGGUCCAGACCGUGUCUCGCUCCACUCACAUCAAAGUGGUGGAGAAUCUCCUAUGCAGGAGGAGUAUCAGGAUCUAUUCUACCACCCCGGUCUCACAAACAGACCUCUCCCCCCGCCACCAGGCUCAGACAGCAGCUCGUUACUGUCGGCGCAAAACAGCCUGCGCCAACCGCAGCGACCACACUCGCACUCUCUCGGCACCGAUGGGCACUCUCUGCGACCUGAUGGCCCCGAGUCUUACUACACUGGCUCCAACCAGCUUCUUCAACCCGAACGGUCCAUCUCCCUCUCCAGCCACAGCAACGUACCAUCCGUGCCGCAGCCCAUCCGCUCCAAGACAGACGCCGCAGAAGAUAGAAGAAGACAGGGCCACCAUCGCCAUGCUUCAUCAUUUGGUGCCCCAGGGCCUGCCGACUAUGGCGCAGCGGCGCCACUCAUUGGGACUUUUGAUGGAAUUACGCUACCGACUGGGCGCAAAAAGAAGUUCAUUCCUGCGAAGCUCGGGCCGGCAGACUUCCUGCGCUGUGCGGAGCCCUGGGCACUCAGCAAUAUUGAAUCCUGGAUGCGUGAGAUGGCUUCCGGCGAGGCUGACCUAAAAACUAAGACUGUGGAGGACGGUCUGACUGCACUGUUUACGUUCAAGGUGCCGACGAUGAACGUUGCCGAUGCCGAAGUCCUCAGCAGUUCCAUCCUUGCUACUAUGCUGCAAGCAGGCGUCCUCCUGCCCGAGGAAGAAUGGGUUAAAUUCGGUGAUGGCCAGAUAUCCGGCGUCCUGUGGCAGCUUACCGGAACCGGCUGCUACGCUCCGAAACUGCACGAGUACAACACGCCGGGACGAUGCUACUCGAUGCAUUGCACUCGAACUGUCAAGAAGGCAGACCUAGACGUGUUCGGCGAGGGGUCCAAACCGUCAGAUGAUUGGCACGUCUUCUGGGGCCUCUCAAAAGAAGACUUAGAAUCCAGGCCGAAAAAGGAAGUCGAGCGACAGAACAUCCUGCACGAAAUCGUCACUGGCGAGGAGAAUUACAUUAAGCAGCUCGACAUCUUCCGCACCGUCUGGCGCGAUGACUUGCGCGCCCAGCAACCGACCAUCCUCGGGCCGGGGAGGGGUGACAAGUUUUUGGCCAUCGUCUUUGGCAAGAUCGACUCCGUCUUGGAAAUUAACAAGGACUACCUCUUUGCGCAACUCAUUUACCGGCAGAGAGACCAAGGCCCUUGGGUCUCGGGCUAUAGCGACAUCUUCCGGGAAUGGAUUCGGAAAGCCAAAAAGGUCUAUGUCGAGUAUGCGAGUGGCUAUCCGUUUGCCGGGUUCAAUGUGAUUAAGGAGGCUUCGCGUAACUUGCUGUUCAGAAAAUUCUUGGAAGACAAGCAAAAGCACAAGUUAUCACUGAAACAGGACUGGAGACAUUUUCUCAUUUCCCCUGUGACGCGUCUCCAGCGAUACACUUUGCUCCUGGAGACUGUGGAACGCAAGAUGAUUGGGGAUAGCGAGGAGAAGAGCAACUUGCAAAAGGCGAUCCUAGAGAUCAAGGCGGUCACGCACGAAUGCGAUGCCAAGGUUGCAGAAACCGAGGAGCGCGUCAAGAUGAUGGAGCUCAAACGCAUGCUCGUUCUCCGUCCUAGUUUCCAGUCCGAGUUGAACCUCGAUCAUCUGGGUAGAGCCCUGAUCACAUCGGGCGAAUUGCAAAGACUAAGCUCCAAGGGUAUGCGUUGGGUCGACACGCACGCGCUGUUAUUUGACCAUUACUUCAUCCUCGCCAAAGUGGUGCAAGGCAAAGACGGCAAAACGGAGAAGAGGUACGACGUGUCCCGGGAGCCCAUUCCCAUGCCUCUGCUCCUCCUGGAGAGCAAUAACGACGAGCCAAUCAUCAAGCAAAAGGGUAUCACAGCGCCGCUGGGCCGCACAGCACCUGCUGGUGCCGCGGGUCAGCAGCUAAGUAAAGUCACCAGCAAUGGCAGUGGGCGGCCUGGGCUGGAACACACCUCUACAGGCUCGUCCGGAACGAUAAUGACCCAGGCGCAAUCAAACGACAACGCUGAGAACAAGGUUUUGUACCCCUUCAAGGUGAAGCACUUGGGUCACGAGGUCUACACGCUCUAUGCGUCAUCUUUAGAGAGCCGCACGAUGUGGUGCAGCAAGAUUAUCGAGGCUAAGACCUUGCAUGCCAAAGCUUUGUUCUCCGCGAACGCCGAGCCAUUCAGGCUCCGUGUCCUAGCGGACGCGUCCUUCCACUACGACACCACCUCGCCUCACGCCAGGAGCCUGUGCGUGCCGGUCAAGGGUACUCCAUUGGACCGUGCGAUCCAGGACCUAGAGAGCGUUUUGGGCUCGGCACAGGGUGUUGCGGCAGUUUGCCGCGCUCAAGUCAACUGUGCGGCGGGUUUUUCGGCCUUCGGCAAGGCCUUGAUUGCUAUCGGCACAGAUUAUGGUGUAUUCAUUUCCGACCCGUCCAACCCGCGCGGCUGGCAACGAACCGUGAAAGUGUCAAAAGUUACACAGCUUGCUGUGCUUGAGGAUUUCAACGUGUGCCUCGUUAUCACUGACAAGACUCUCAUGUCAUAUCCUCUCGACGUGGUGGCACCCGUGUCCGAUUUUGCAGCGCCGCCCAUCUCAGACAGCGCGCGACGGGCGCCGCACAAAAUCGCCAAGGACGUGACUUACUUUACCACGGCGCGCAUGAAAGACAGAACGUUGAUAUUUUACAAGCGCAAGGAGGGCCUUCAUACCUCAUUCAAGGUCGUGGAGCCGCUAUUCCACAAGGCGACAGAAAAGCGAUCGCGCGUCUUUGGUGGGCGCAAGUCGGCGGCAGGAAGCACAGACACAUUCCGCGAUUUUGACGGUUUUGCUUUCCCGGUCGAGUGCUACUCGCUCAGCAUCUUCCAGACGUACAUUGCCGUGGCGACGUCCAAGGGCUUCGAGAUGUUGACGCUGGACCGAAAGCACCCAAUGUCGGUCCCGGACCUCAAGAAGCCAGAGAUUGCCAACAUUGCGAGCCGGAUCGGGACCCAGCGACCGCUAGGCAUGUUCCGACUCAACGAGAACGAGUUCAUUCUGACAUAUGAAGAGUGCGCCGUGUACGUGGACAAGCACGGCGACGUGUCGCGCACGCUCAUCAUGGAGUACACGGGCAAGCAGAAGAAGGCGCGUGGCGCGACCAUGUAUGGGCAAUACCUACUACUGUUCAACGAGGAGUAUGUCGAGGUGCGCAACGCGGAAAAUGGCCGCCUACGGCAGAUAAUUGCUGGGCGCGAUGUUCGCGUCAUUGACAGCGGCAUCCGUGGCCCAACGGGCGACAAUGCCGCCCAGUCGCAGCAGCUCCACGGUCACAACGGCCAGUUGGCGACGGCCGGCGACACCUCCAAGGGGACCGUCAAGAUUGCCAUGGCCCACCCAGAGCUGCCAGGGCGACAGAUUAUCCUUGAGAUGCUCCUCAACGAUGGUCAUUCGGAAUCGUAA